GAUCGCCAUGUUCAGUUAGCUACGAUCAACGCAACGGUAUAUUUAAAUGAAUAUUCUAACAACGCGAAUAGUCCAAGGCGAUAAUUUUUGUUAGUGUAAAAGCAAAAGCAAAUAGAAUUUUUUAUACGCAAAAACUGUACAUUUGGAAUAUAUUGUUGUUUGGAAACAAGUGAUAUUUUGGCACAAAUUUAAGGAAUUUCAAAACGAAGUGCAACAUUUUUUGCACAAACUAACCAAUCGAAAAAUUAAUUUCGCAUUUUAAAAACAAAGUACAAUGUGUACGUUUGUAUUUUAGGUGGUUUUAGCAUUUUAUGAGAAACAAUUGGUUGUUUGUAUUGAAUUUUAUACUGUGAAGUGUGUACUGAAAUUUUGUGGAGAAAGACAUAUGAUUUAUUAUCAGAAUAUUGACACUGAUUUUGACCGUCUCGAUAAACCAAAAAUGGCGCCGUUUUACAAAAAAUUAUGCAGAAGUCUUUCGAAGCGCUGCCAAAAGCCGUCCUUGAGCUUAGACAACACAGUGGAAACGUUGCUUAUCAAGAAUGAAGGUGAUUUCAUCAGCGUCGAGCAGGGCAAAGAGACGUUAACAGCAAGCGGAGCAACAGUAGUUGGCACAGCAAAUGGCACCAACGUUGGUGUGCACGCACGCAAACGCAAUUCAACACAAUUACAACAUCCACCACAUCACCCGGCCGCACAUCAUCAGCAUCAAUCACAGCAAGCUGUACAGCAUCAGCAGCAACAGCAACAACAGAAACGUGAUGAAAAUAUGCGGCAAUUGUUGGAUGUAACGAAUACGUUGACAUUUGAAGAGUUGCGUGAUUUUGAAAUGCGUUACGGUUCACCGCAUCACAGUCGUUCGCAAUCGGUGAAAACACCAGGAAGUCGUGCGUCCGGACGUCCCAAUCAGUUAUGCUUGCCACAACAACGUUCACGAGUCGCUUCAAUGCCAAAUACUGGCGUCGAGGAAGAGUACUACAGACUGAGGCAUUUUUCCAUCACAGGCAAAGGUGUUGUGAAUCGCGGUGAUUCGCUCAAGAGUCGUCGCAGUCGUUCCAACAACAGUGUGGCCAGUUCGAAUUCGAGCACGGAACACUUGACUGCCGCCCAAUUACCAGCACCGAAUUCGGCACGCACAUCUGCCACCUGCAGUUUGGCGUCCAGCCGUGAGAGCAGCACUUCAAAUCCGGGCAGUGGUCCCUACAGAGUUCUAAUGCUGGGCGGGCCGGCUGUUGGUAAAAGUUCUUUGGUAUCGCAGUUCAUGACUUCGGAAUAUUUGCAUGCGUACGAUACAAGUAUUGACUUAAGCCAACCGCCUUUCUCUACAACUCUAACAGGUCCAUGUGAAAUACGCAUUGAAAUCGAAAAGCCCGCCGACGAUGACGAAUCCGGCGAGAAGGCCGUUUCAGUAUUACUCAGUGGCGAAGAGUCUGAAUUGAUUUUCAUCGAUCACGCAUAUACGGAAAUGAAUCCUGACGAUUGUCUAUCCAGCUAUGAACCACAUGGUUAUUGCGUCAUUUAUUCAGCAGCUGACCGCAGCAGUUUCACGGUGGCCGAGCAUGUGCUGCAGGUCUUGUGGACGAACCAGAAUAUCGCACAAAAAGCUGUCAUAUUAGUGGCGAAUAAAGCGGAUUUGGCGAGAAGUCGACUGGUGACAUCCGAUGAGGGCAAAGCCAUGGCCACCGCCUAUGACUGUAAAUUCAUUGAGACUUCGGUGGGCAUAAAUCACAAUGUCGAUGAGCUGUUGGUCGGUUUGUUGUCGCAAAUACGUUUGAAAUUGGAAAAUCCGGAAAAAUCUAGGGACCUCUUCCGUAAACGUUCGAUUCGUAAGUCAAAGCGACGCGCCUGCUCCCCACUCGGUGGCGCUUGUCUCACCGGCGGCACUAACCCCAACACACCGCAGGGGCCAGUGAAUAAUGUUAUUUCCGAUGUCAACACACCACCCGGAAGUGCACAAAGCAGUCCCCGCAAAUACCGUGGCUCCCGCACAUCGACCAGCCUGAAGGUGAAGGGUCUGCUGGGCCGUGUUUGGGCGCGAGACUCAAAGUCGAAAAGCUGCGAAAAUCUGCAUGUGCUGUAAGCAGAACGCGGCCGCAAGACAAAGGCCACGCGUGAAGCUACAUGAAUGCCGAAGCAAUGAAAGAAUGUGUGCGUGCGGAAUGGAGGAUUGAAAUCUUAUUGCUUAUUGGAAAAAAUAUUGUAUUCAACUAAGGGCAAAAAUAUUUACAUUUUCGAAAAGCAGUCGCUACUCCACUUCGCAAAGGAGUAUGUAAAGAGAACUGCUUACAACUGAAAUACAAGAAUUUAAGUGUAAAAUGCGUGUAAAAUAUGAAACAGUAUGCGUGGUGGUUAUAUAUAUAAGGCAAAAAGUGCGUUAAAAAUUUGUAUUUUUGCGCUUUUAAAAUUAAUUUGAUUAAGAAUUUCAUCUAUUAUUGUAUUCCGUCUGUAUUUUUGUACUUUCUUGAGUAGUAUUUAAAACCGUAAAUGAAAAA
Messenger RNA from Ceratitis capitata (Mediterranean fruit fly), 2489 nucleotides. RefSeq lists its product as uncharacterized. The transcript is spliced from 12 exons. Gene Ontology annotation, molecular function: GTP binding; GTPase activity; calcium channel regulator activity. Lineage: Eukaryota; Metazoa; Arthropoda; Insecta; Diptera; Tephritidae. The record is from RefSeq and is a predicted model, not a curated record. The coding region runs from base 386 to 2077 and encodes 563 amino acids. Gene Ontology annotation, cellular component: plasma membrane.